AUGAAGUCCUUUUCCAGCUCCGUUAUCAAUAAAACCGGCAAGAAGUUUGCGCCAAAGGCGCCUGUCCGUCGUGCGCCCGCUGCCGUGCCCGCCAGACGCCCAAGCGCAGUUCAACAAGCGCAAGUUCAGGCGGCGCAAGCUGAGACCACCCAGCCAGACAAACAAGAUGGGCCAGACAAACGAGAUGAUGUAGCUGAGUCUGCGCCGCCUUCCGAGUCUGCAGAGCGAGCGUCUGCAGUCGCGGUUGCGAAACCGCAAGCAGCCGACGCAGCUCCAACCGAACCACCUGUCGCAAAAAUCGAUACGCCGAUUGAAACAACCAUUGCUACUUCGAUCACGAAACCGAAUGCGGUUGCGAUCCCCAAACCAACUGCCGCCUCAAUCCCCAAACCCAUCGCCCAGCCCAUUCCUCCCCCGAAGCGAAAGGCCUCUGUUCUGGAACCGAGUUCUCAUGAACCAACCGCACCCCUUACCCCUCCUUCCACCCAACCCAGUCAGCCCACCCCAGCCUCAACCAUCUCAGCCAGUGUGACUCAGCCUGGAUCCGCUCGCGAUGAGCCAGAAGAAGCUUUGUUGGAAUACGCCAGGGUUGAAGCGGCGCGAGCCGCAGAGAACCUUGUGGAUUCGACACAACCUCCCCUUUCAUCCGAUCAAGCCCAACCCGAAUCCCAAGACAAUGCUGCACCGACCGAGAUCCGACCAGCAAAGCGCCGAAAGUCGUCUGUAACAAUCGCGAAGCCGGGCCGCAAGAAGUCUGUCUCCACAGUUGUCUCGGCGUCCUCAUCUAGGCGAGGCUCCCAGUCAGUUGUGCCCACCAUCGAAGAUCCAAAUGGCACGCCCGGCGUAUAUGCAACCUCUUCGACCCCAGAACCGUCGCAAGCAAAGACAAAGAAGAGAAAAUACUCCAAGGCCGGUACCUCUGAUCCUGAAGGCAGCGAAAAACCGAAGCGUGUCCGCAAGAAGCGUGAGCCAACGCCAGAAGGUGCCGAAACAGUCGAAAUAUUACCCAAUGUGGUAAAGAUGUCAGAAUUAUGCAAGGAUCUGCGAACCGGAAAGAAAUCGAAGCGCGAGACGGAGCUGCGGAAGAUGGACCAAGCUGAAGAAGAGCGAAAGAAGGCAGGAACCCCUGCACCAGGAACACCCAUUAAGCAAAACGAACCAGACCAGGACAAUGCGGAACGACCUCUAGAUUGGAAGCCCCAAUCCGGUCCAAUUAUGCGAAUUGUCAACGGCGAGAUUGUCCUUGACAAUUCGUCCUUGCAGGUAGAUCGCCACGCUGAUGCCGCCCGAGCCGCUGGCGAUCUGGAAGAUGUGGUGGAAAGCAACCUGACACGGAAGAUCAACCAAGCCACCUACGGAAAGCGUUCGAAGACCGAGACCUGGGACGAAGAAAUGACAGAUUUGUUCUACCGUGGCCUUCGCAUGUUCGGCACCGAUUUCAUGGUGAUCAGCAAGCUGUUCCCCGGCCGGUCUCGCCGCCAAAUCAAGUUGAAGUUCAACAAUGAAGAGCGCCGCGAUCCACAGAGGAUCAAGGAUACCUUGCUCGGACCGCGCGAGCACAUCGAUAUUGCAACGUAUUCGGAGAUGACGAACACCACAUACGAUGACCCCAAGGUUGUGCAGCAAGAACUUGAUGAUGAGAAGAAGCGUAUUGAAGAUCAGCAUGCUAAAGAAAAGCAGCUGCAGGAAGAGAUGCUACAUAAUCCAACCGGCACAGAUGCCAAAGAUGAAAAGACCGACAAGGCCCCUGCCAAAAAGUCGCGCAAGAAGCAUGCGAAGGACGUGGGAGGAGGAACCGAAGAGGUUCUCGGUUCGAUCGAUGAUUUCCCCAUGGCUUGA
Messenger RNA from Penicillium canescens, 1839 nucleotides. Its product is annotated as transcription factor TFIIIB subunit BDP1. The record is from RefSeq and is a predicted model, not a curated record. Bases 1 to 1839 code for a protein of 612 amino acids. The transcript is spliced from 2 exons. Gene Ontology annotation, cellular component: transcription factor TFIIIB complex. Gene Ontology annotation, molecular function: TFIIIC-class transcription factor complex binding; RNA polymerase III general transcription initiation factor activity. Gene Ontology annotation, biological process: transcription by RNA polymerase III; RNA polymerase III preinitiation complex assembly. Lineage: Eukaryota; Fungi; Ascomycota; Eurotiomycetes; Eurotiales; Aspergillaceae.